AUGGAAAAAGAUAAUCCUUUAUUACCUUUUGCCUAUACCAAUUCAUCAAUUAAUGAUCCUAUCCCUUAUGAUACCACACCUAGAGAUAAAUCCACCAUUGAUGAAAAUGCCAGUAGUAAAUAUCAUACGAGGAAAACUAUUACAUCAAUAUCAUCAUCACCAUUGAAACCUCAAUUACGUCGAGUGAGAUUAUCCAAUCAAAAAUUACUUCCUAGUUUGAAAAGAAAAAUGGGUGAAAGUUUUAAUGAUAAAGAUAAUAUCAAAAGAGUUGAUAUUGAAGAUUUUUAUGAUGAAUCAAAUGAAGAAAGAGAAGAAACAUCUACUGUAAUUAAUGUUGAUAAUGAUAAUGACCAUGAGGAAAAUGAAAAUGAAAAUGAAAAUGAUAAAAAUCAAUUACCUCCAAGUAGUCCACCACCACCAAUUUUAUAUUCUGAUGUACCAUUAGUAUCUGAAUUUGAUUUUACAACAAAUCUUGAAUAUAAUUUUGGUGUACCCAAAUCACCAACCAAAAAAAUUGAUUUGAAUUUAUUACCUACUAGUGAAUUUGAUGAAAUUAAUCCAAUCAUUAAUAAUGAUGAUGAUAAUAAUGAUGAUGAUGAUGAAAAAACCAAUAAUGUUGAAAAUGAAAAUAAUUUUAUUAAAAAGAAAAAAAUUUUAAAAGAAUUGAGUUCAGAUGCAGAUUUUGGUAUUGAUAGAUUUAAUCGAUUUAAUGGUACUUUUAAAAGCCAACAACAACAACAACAACAGCUACCACCAGCAUUAGUAUUUACAUCUUCAACAUGUACAGAUUCUACUAAUAAUACCAGUACUGGUAAUGAUAAUGAUAUGGAAGAUAUUAAUGAAAAAUUAAAACAAUCAAGUUAUAAUCGAGCUCGAAAUAUAAUUCUUAAUUGUUUUGAAAAUAUGCAAACAAUAAUUAAUUUAGAAAAUAUGAAUUUAUAUGAUUUACCAUCAGAAAUUAAAGAUUUGAAUAAUUUAGUUAUUUUUAAUAAUCUUGAUAAUGGACAUGAAAAUGGACAUGGAAAUGAAAAUGAAAAUGUAAAUAAUCCAUUUAAGGAAACAACAAUAUCAACAACACAAUUACAAUCUCAAUCAAUUUCUUAUCAAUUAUAUUUAACUAAUAAUAAUUUAACAGAAUUACCCAUAUCAUUAUUUAAAUUUACUAAAUUACAAGUAUUAGGAUUAAGAAUUAAUCAAUUAAAAUUUUUACCUCCUUUAAUUGAUAAAUUAAUUAAUUUAGUUGAUUUAUCAUUAGGUUCUAAUUCAUUAAAAUUUUUACCUUAUCAAAUUUUAAAUUUAAAAAAAUUAAUUAAUUUCCGAGCUGGACCAAAUCCAUUUAUAUCAAUUGAUGAUUUUAAUAAAAAUGAUAUUAUUACUAUCCCUGUUCCUACCAGUAUGACUGAUUCCUUAGAAAAUAUGUCCCUGACAAUAUUAAAAUAUCGAACCAAAAUAAUUUAUUUAAAUAACCACCACCACCAUCAUCACCACCACCACCAACAACAACAACAACAACAAGAACAAGAACAACAAUCUUGUUGUAAUAUUUAUUUACCAUCAUUAACUAAUUUAUGUUUAAAUAAAUUAGGUAAUUAUGAUGUUAAUUAUAAAGAAACAAAAAUUUGGAAAAAAAAAAUCCCAAAAUUUUAUCAUAAAUUAAUUAAAUUAGCUAUAAUUAAAGGGAAAUUUAAUUUUAAUGAUACUUGUAAUCAAUGUAAUUUAAUUAUUGUUAAUCCUUUAGGAGAAAUUUUUGAAUGGUAUGAUAUUUUAUUAAAUAAAAAUAUUCCUAUUAGAAAACAAUUUUGUAGUCAAAGAUGUAUAGAUAAAUAUUUAUUACAGUUUUCGUCAUCAUGA
This is a messenger RNA of Candida dubliniensis CD36, 1851 nucleotides long. RefSeq lists its product as uncharacterized. The record is from RefSeq and is a predicted model, not a curated record. The transcript has a single exon. The coding region runs from base 1 to 1851 and encodes 616 amino acids. NCBI's taxonomy places the organism in Eukaryota, Fungi, Ascomycota, Pichiomycetes, Serinales, Debaryomycetaceae.